Messenger RNA from Plasmodium coatneyi, 2151 nucleotides. RefSeq names its product RING finger protein. The coding region runs from base 1 to 2151 and encodes 716 amino acids. The transcript has a single exon. The record is from RefSeq and is a predicted model, not a curated record. NCBI's taxonomy places the organism in Eukaryota, Apicomplexa, Aconoidasida, Haemosporida, Plasmodiidae.
AUGGCAGGGCCCUACCCCAGGCGCAAUGGCAACAGCAGCCAAAGCAACAACCUAAUCGCCACAUUAAGUGAAAUGCAAAUUGACGCAGAUUACAUUCAGCAACUCAGAUGGAACAUAAAGACCAAGGUGGAUAUUUUAAUGAGCAAAUUAUUCCCCAUAACGAGAAAAAAAGAAGAAAAAAGAUUUAUAGUAAUAAUCGAAAAAAAUAAAAAUUAUGAUAAUUUCCGAUGCCCAAUAUGCAUGCUGAUACUGUACAAGCCAGUGAAGACAAAAUGUGGCCACAUGUUUUGCAAGGAAUGCAUAGAGCACGUUUUAAAAAAGUUCGACUACUGCCCCAUGUGCAGGGAAAAUAUAAAGGAGUUUAAAUUGGAACCUGUGCAAAAUAGCCUCCUGGGCAAGGAGUACACGGAUAUAAAAAUCAGAUGCUGGAAGUGCAGGGAAAUUACUGAUAUAGAGCAUUAUGAGGCCCAUCUGGAAAGUCACGUGGAUGACGGAGAUGAGGGGGGAUAUGGCUGCUGGAGGGGGAGUGGCGUCCCUACAUGCCUCGUCACCGACACGACCCUGGGAAGGGUGUCAUGUAUAGGGAAAGCCCCACAAGCUGAUCCAACAGAAACGCUCAUUAGAGCUCUAAGCCCAUUCUUCAAUAAACGAAUAAACGUAGCAAAUAGAGACGAAUUUGUUAAAGCCGUGAGGGAGAACCAACUAAACACGGACAUACACAGUGUGCACCUCUUGUUUGGGAAAAGGGUCGAAAAGGAAACCCCAAAUGGGAGGGAAGCCAAGCUGGGCAUUUCACAUGGAAGCCAAAGUGGGAACCCUAACUUGUGUCCAAGUACGAACCCACCUGAACAACACGGCGAAAUGAUCAACAUGGAUGACAUAACUUGGGACGCGUUCAUCCUUGUGCAAAUAAAAUGGGAGAAAAAAAAGCAAAUAUAUAAAUCUGACGCGGGAGACGACGACAAAGUAUACAGUUCUAUGUUACCCUCUUCAACUGGUGACCUGAAAGGGGGGGAGAACAUGGAUGACUCCCUCUCCUACAAGAAGGAUCAACCUACUGACCAUAGCAGGAGGAAUAUCCUAUACACAUUAGACAAUUUUGAAGCUUACCAAAAGAGGAAAUUGAAAAAAAAUAAAACGAACAAGUACUUUUAUGUUCUCCUCGAGUACAACGCAAAGGGGUUGUUUUUCACCCCCAUGAAAAACAUUCCCGUGUUUAAAGACAUGAACAUGGAGAGGAGUGUCAUUUAUAGGGGUGGAGACAAGCGGUGGGAUAAGCAUAAUAUGAGGGAGGGUAAAAGGGAAGACACCUCCAGCCAGGACGAACAGUUAAUUGACAUCCUAGUGAAGAUGAAUGAAAAAAUAAAAUCCAGAACCUACCACAAGUACCUUUACAAUGCCGUUCAUUUAUUUCAUGAGUUUUUAAAUUGGUACAGCAGCAUAGAGCAGAGCGACACAAAAAUUGCUGUAAAAAGAACCCAUUUUAGAAAGAACCAACUGGAAGAUCUAGAACUCAUGCUUCUGCUCUUUUACUUGAAAUACGAAUGUACAAUGCCGGAAAAUGUGGACUACGGUGCGAUGUACUCCUGUGCAACUUUUUUAAACAAAGUGAUGAGCUCCGCAAAAGAAACAAACCAAGCUGUGUUCGUGACGGAUGUAUACACAUAUAGAAGUGAUGCAAUAACUCGGGGGAAGCACCGUCCCGGGGGGGGACAAACAAAUAAGUCGAAUUCGCUUGCUGCCCUUUCCAGCGUCUCUUUAAGAAAGGCAGACGUGAACAUUCACUUUGUGCUCCGCGUGAGACGGGGGAAGCCAACUGCAUGUGAAGACCAACAGGCAGGUGUAGGGGCAGGCGCAGCCCACCAUCAAGUGAAGGAACAACCCAGCAGAAAUUUGCAGAAUUAUGAUGACGUCACGGAUUUAUGUUACCUCCUGCUCUGCUUCUCUGACAUGGGGUUCCAGUGGGACGUAAAUGAAUCCCUAGACUUUUCAAAAACGAAAAAAAGUAUUCCUUACAAGGAGAUAAACGUUCUUUUUAGUAUGGACAAAUUGAUACUUUGCCUUUUCAACGUGCGAAGGAAGAAAUACAGCCCCUUAUUUUGGAACUCCGCCCACCUGUUGCAGUACCUUUUGCACUUCUGCGCCGACUGA